This is a messenger RNA of Saccostrea echinata, 861 nucleotides long. Its product is annotated as ficolin-1-A-like. The record is from RefSeq and is a predicted model, not a curated record. The coding region runs from base 1 to 861 and encodes 286 amino acids. The transcript has 5 exons. Lineage: Eukaryota; Metazoa; Mollusca; Bivalvia; Ostreida; Ostreidae.
AUGAAAGAUGAUGUUAAACCAAAACCAACUAAUCAUUGUGUGACGGAAAUGAAUUCCUUUCGUACACUUCUGAAUCUUGCCUCACAACUUGUUGAACUUCAGCAAGCUUAUUGUAACAAAAGAAAAAGUGUGACAACAGGAGGAAUUCAAAGGAAGGGAAAUGAAACAGUGUUGGCUACAGAAGAGGAUAUAAGAGAAUUAAAAAAAGAAUUGAAAUCAAUAAUGGUUUAUACAUUUUAUCCAAAAGACUGGAUAAAAUGUAACAGAGAAAGUAAGGUGUACACAAUUUACCCAAAGAAAGGAACUAGAUUCCAGGUUUACUGUGAUCAAGAGACAGAAAGGGGUGGAUGGACGGUUAUACAAAGGAGACAGGACGGAUCUGAAAAUUUCUUUAGGACCUGGAAAGACUACAAAAUUGGAUUCGGAAAUCUGUCAAAUGAGUUUUGGCUAGGGAAUGAGAAAAUCCACACAAUUACAGAAUCAGGCAAUUACAAGCUGCGCAUCGAUAUGGGGGACUUUUCCCCAAAUUCUCGUCAUGCAAUAUACAGAACAUUUAAGGUUGGAAAUGAAAGAUCUGGAUAUGUUUUGAAAGUCUCAGGUUUCAGUGGAAACGGUGGUGAUUCAUUGGCCUACCAUAAUAAUGCAAAGUUUGCUACAAAGGAUCAUGAUAACAAGGAUAACUGCGUAAAGCAACAUAAAGCAGGUUGGUGGUACACAGACUGUCACCGUGCUAAUUUAAACGGUCUCUACCUGAAAGGGAAACAUAAAUCCUAUGCUGACGGUGUGAACUGGUAUAACUGGAAAGGGUUCUAUUACUCCCUGAAAUUUACUGAGAUGAAAGUAAGGAAAACAAACAACUAA